CAGCCAUCCUCCAGUAUGGAGGGCCUUCGUCAGCUGAAGAAGACUCUGGUCACCUGGGUUUCCUUUCAGCACAAACCUGCUGUUAAUGGUCUGCUUUUGGUUGUUCCUCCAGGUUUGGUGAGCUGUACCUUCUUUCUAACAGUGAAUGGGUUGUAUUCCUCUAGUGAUGAUGUCAUCGAGUUAACUCCAUCAAAUUUCAACCAAGAAGUUAUUCAGAGUAAUAGCUUGUGGCUUGUAGAAUUCUUUGCUCCAUGGUGUGGCCACUGCCAAAGGUUAACACCAGAAUGGAAGAAAGUAGCAACUGCAUUAAAAGAUGUUGUAAAAGUGGGUGCAGUUGACGCAGAUAAACAUCAGUCCCUUGGAGGACAGUAUGGGGUGCAGGGAUUCCCUACCAUCAAGAUUUUUGGAUCUAACAAAAACAGGCCAGAAGAUUAUCAGGGUGGCAGGACUGCUGAUGCCAUCGUGGAUUCCGCCCUCAGUGCCCUGCGCCAGCUCGUCAAGGAUCGCCUUGGGGGCAGGGGAUAUAGUUCUGGAAAACAAGGUAGAAGCGAAAGUACAAGUAAGAAAGACGUGAUUGAGCUGACAGACGACAGCUUUGAUAAGAAUGUUCUUGACAGUGAAGACGUUUGGAUGGUUGAGUUUUAUGCUCCUUGGUGUGGACACUGCAAAAACCUAGAGCCAGAAUGGGCCGCUGCAGCUACCGAGGUAAAAGAGCAGACGAAAGGAAAGGUGAAACUAGCGGCUGUGGACGCCACGGUCAAUCAGAUGCUAGCCAGCCGAUACGGGAUUCGGGGAUUUCCUACAAUCAAGAUCUUUCAGAAAGGCGAGUCUCCUGUGGAUUAUGACGGGGGCCGGACAAGAUCUGAAAUUGUCUCCCGGGCCCUCGAUUUGUUUUCUGAUAACGCUCCACCUCCUGAGCUACUUGAGAUCAUUAGUGAGGACAUCGCCAAGAAGACGUGCGAGGAACAUCAGCUCUGUGUCGUGGCCGUCCUGCCCCACAUUCUUGACACUGGAGCUGCAGGCAGAAAUUCUUAUUUGGAAGUUCUUCUGAAGUUGGCAGACAAAUACAAAAAGAAAAUGUGGGGGUGGCUGUGGACAGAAGCUGGAGCACAGUCCGAACUCGAGAAUGCUUUGGGGAUUGGAGGAUUUGGGUACCCCGCCAUGGCAGCCAUUAACGCACGCAAGAUGAAGUUUGCUCUUCUAAAAGGAUCUUUCAGUGAGCAAGGCAUUAACGAGUUUCUCAGGGAGCUAUCUUUUGGGCGAGGAUCUACAGCACCUGUCGGAGGUGGAGUUUUCCCCUCCAUCAGCACCAGAGAGCCUUGGGACGGCCAGGAUGGUGAGCUUCCUGUGGAAGAUGACAUUGACCUCAGCGACGUGGAGCUGGAUGACUUGGAGAGAGAUGAGCUGUGAGAGGCUCAGCACAGACUUCAGUUUUCUUUUCUUGGGAGCAGACUUUUCCAGCAGUGAAGGAGCAUUCUUUACUCAGAUGAGUCUACCAGUGGCCUUUUUCACCAAGAAGUAGCACGUGAUUGGUCAUCUGAAAACACUGCAACAGGGAACUUUUGCAUCUCAAGAAAACAAUGAAAAAUUCUAUGAAUUGUAGCCAGUGGAUUGGGUGGUAUCUGUCAAGUAACAUUUUGAAGAAAACUGCUGGGCUGCUGAAAUACUUUUUUUCCCCUCCCUCUGACUGCUGCUUGGGUGUCCUUGGAGGCUGUUUCUUAUAUAAGUUUUUUAAUGUGAUCCUUUCAUUUGAAUAUAAAUGGCUUUUUCCAUUAAAGAAUAAAACAAUAUUUUGGACAAUGCCAACAAAUGUAUGAUAUUAGUGUCCACAUCAUAAAUUGAGAGUCUGAUGUUUAGCCAGAAAAUAUGAUGAUGAAGGUCUGGCCCUGAUGUCUUUCCUUUCUAAGAACCUGUGAUGGAAAUGACACCAUGUGGAUGCCUGCCACAGCACAGAUGUACGCAUGUCCUGCGAGGCCAAGGUCCACCUGUGGAUGUGGAACGGGAAGCAAGUUUGUGUAGAAGGGGGAAAAGCCGGUCGGUUGAGAACUGCUGCUUAUGCCCAGCACAUCUGGGCCAUCACCGGGGAGCAUAGCUGGUUUUACAGCUAGCUUACGGUUUUCAGUGCUCCUCUAAGUCCUCAAAUGUCCAUUAAGCAAGAAAUACAGCCGCAGGUCACCCACUGAUAGGCCGUCCCCGUUUAUGUAAAACAUUCGGGAGAUUGGAAGUUCUGAAUUACAUUAGCAUAUAAGUGAAGAGCCAACUGAAAGGACCGAGCAUUUCUUUAUUGUAACUUACAAAAAAUAAAUACAACUGUGACUAA
Miniopterus natalensis is the source of this 2320-nucleotide messenger RNA. The record is from RefSeq and is a predicted model, not a curated record. Lineage: Eukaryota; Metazoa; Chordata; Mammalia; Chiroptera; Miniopteridae.